AUGCCUGAACAUGUUAAAGCAACACAGAGUGAAUUGGUUGGCCCAGUUUCAAGUCAUUUGCCGUAUACAAACGAGGAUGUGGGUGGUAGUAGACGUUGGGUAGAUCCAACUGAUGACUUCGUGGAUCGCCUCAACUAUGUUUAUACAGUUUCAUUACUGCUCUUCUUCGCAGCUCUCGUUGGUAGCAAACAACAUUUCGGUAGCCCCAUUCAGUGUAUGGCGCCUUCUCAUUUCCCAGAGACAUGGGUGACAUAUUCGCACGAUUAUUGUUUUAUCACUAGCACGUACUCGUUGAAUGUAUCUUCUUCACUUGCCAGUGGCAUCUCAACGANGAUCAUGAAAGAGCAUAUUAGCUAUUAUCAGUGGGUACCAUACGUCUUGGUGGUUCAAGCAUUUCUGCUCAUUCUUCCGAAAAUAUUCUGGAAUUCAGUUGCUAGUUUCCAGGGUGAGUUGAAUGGUAUUUCAGGAUUGGACAUACGUUCUAUCGUAGAGGAGACAAUGCGAUUAAACUUGAAGGAAAGUAUAAGGCAAUUGAACGUUUAUUCGAUGCAAUGCGUUUUGAUGUUGAAUACUCUGAACGAAAAGAUAUUCGUAUUGAUGUGGUUUAUGUUAUCAUUACUCGCCAUUGUGAAUCUUUCCUCUGCACUAUUCAUAACGAUCAGCUUUUUUACACCACCGCUUCGUUAUUAUCGUAUUUUACAGAUGCUCCAAAUCGACUCUAACGGAUGGGAUAUACGUAACAAACAUUUACUGAUUCGUUUUGUGAAUGGUUUUUUGAAAGCAGAUGGAGCAUUGUUACUUUGGUUUGUUGAUCAACGUGCUGGCGGGAUGAUGGCUUGUGAACUAGCUUGGCAUAUAUUAGUGCACACGUAUGGGCAUGUUGAUGAAUGCAAGGAUGAUGGCAGAAAUAAAGCGAUUCGAGAAAGAAGCGUUUGUGGUGAUACUGGUGGUGUGGGUUUGAUAAGAGCAGAUGAAAACACGUGA
Messenger RNA from Anisakis simplex (herring worm), 984 nucleotides. Lineage: Eukaryota; Metazoa; Nematoda; Chromadorea; Rhabditida; Anisakidae. The record is from the annotation of a GenBank genome assembly.